Sinocyclocheilus rhinocerous is the source of this 2076-nucleotide messenger RNA. It is a transcript of the gene pex3, whose product is annotated as peroxisomal biogenesis factor 3. The record is from RefSeq and is a predicted model, not a curated record. Gene Ontology annotation, cellular component: peroxisomal membrane. Bases 271 to 1377 code for a protein of 368 amino acids. Gene Ontology annotation, molecular function: protein-macromolecule adaptor activity. Lineage: Eukaryota; Metazoa; Chordata; Actinopteri; Cypriniformes; Cyprinidae. Gene Ontology annotation, biological process: protein import into peroxisome membrane. The transcript is spliced from 12 exons.
GGAUGGCAAACCAUCCAUAUAUAUAUAUAUAUAUCUUCUUCUUCUUCUUCUUAGUUUUAUGGCGGUUAUGCACACGUGUUUACGGAGGACCGUAAUAAUGGAUGCACCGUUCAGGGCGGCGGGUCGACCGCAUAAUCGAUCGAUCGACGCAAUCUGUUAUCUGUAGUUCGCCUGUGUGAUGCUAACACGAGAAGUUAUUGCCAUGUAGCAUUGUGCUAGCUAGUGAGUUACGUCUAAACACGCUUUUGCGGUGUGAACUCUAUUUUUAAAAUGUUGAGUUCUACAUGGAAUUUCAUCAAACGCCAUAAGAGGAAAUUCAUCUUCGCUGGGGUUUUUGUUGGAGGUGUCUAUCUACUUGGUAAAUAUGCACAAAGAAAAAUUCAGGAGAUGCAGGAGCGAGAGGCAGCCGAAUACAUCACUCAAGCUCGGAGACAGUUUCAUUUUGAAAGCAACCAGAGGACAUGUAACAUGACAGUGUUAUCAAUGCUCCCCACUCUCCGAGAGGCAAUCAUACAUCACCUGAACUCAGAGAGCAUCACUGCUUUGCUGAAAACUAAGCCAGCUAAUAAACUUGAAAUCUGGGAGGAUCUAAAGAUUAUUAGUUUUACCCGCAGCAUUGUGGCAGUUUACAGCACUUGCAUGCUUGUGGUGUUACUCAGAGUUCAGCUCAACAUAAUUGGUGGCUACUUGUACCUGGACAACUCCGUGACAAAGAAUGGAACGACCCCCUUGGCCCCUUCUGAUGUCCAACAACAAUAUCUGUCAAGUAUCCAACACCUACUUGGAGAAGGGCUCAUUGAACUGAUAACUGUGGUGAAGAAAGCUGUCCAGGAAGUUCUUGGACCGGUGUCUCUGAAGCAGAGUUUGUCUCUACAAGAGUUGGAGCAACAGUUAACUCAGAUCAGACAGUUAGUGGAGGAGGGCUGUGCUUCCUCUAAACACAAAAGUCUUUCUUGGUACAUGAUGCCUGAUGAAGAGAACACACUAGCCUCACAGGCUUGUGGUCUCACAGAGAAUGAUGUCACAACAAUAAAGCUGCUAAAUGAAACCAGAGAUAUGCUUGAAAGUCCAGACUUCACUACUGUACUCCGUACUUGCUUGAGCCGAGGCUUUAUCCGAUUCCUAGACAACAUGUCAGAGUUUUUCCGACCCCCGCAGGGAGACUCCAACCCCUCCAGCACACCUGACCGGUCAGUAUUAUCACAUGUAAGCCUCCCACUAGCUAAAAUCAUUCCCAUCAUCAACGGACAGAUACAUUCAAUAUGCAGCGAAAUACCCAGUCACUUUGUCCAGGAUCUCUUAUUGAUAGACCAGGUGAAAGAGUUUGCCGCCAACGUGUACGAAACGUUCAGCACGCCUCAGGAACUUCAGAAGUGAGCACAGGACUGAGCUAGAUGUGAACUUGUGAAAGCCGAACUCCUCACAAAUCUACUUUAAAGAAACUCUCAUGCCGUACAGCACAGAAUUGUUCUCCUCGCACACCCUAAAAUCAACCCGGGGGAAACUGUUCUGAGAGACGAGUGUGUAAUGGAGUUCAGAUCCUCUGUUGUUAGCAGGCGUUCAGUAUGAGCUAUCUUCUCAUGAUCUGCUAGCUGUCCUGUCUGUAUGUUGUGACCCCCUAACCUUGUCCCAGCCAGGCAUGCCAAGGUUUUUACACGCUAUUAUAAACUAGUACAUUUAAUUUAUUUUUUUUAAUCCCUGUAGCAUAACAAUCUCAUUAUAUAGCUGUCACGACAUGGCUAGCAUAAAAGAUCAUAUAUAUGAAUGAUUCACAUCUGCAUUAAAAGGGUGAAUUGCAGAAAGGAUAUCUCUGAAUCUGAUGUUGCAGCUGCUGGAUGCUCUCCAGGACCAAAACACAGUCAUGCUCACCUCUGCAACAGUAACAAUGCAUGAUGUUUGCACUGCUACUGGUAUAAAAAAAAAUGCAUAUUUGGGAGUAUUUUGAUUUAUAUUUACUUGGUUCUACUAAUUAAUGAGAAUAGUUGGAUUGUCGUUUUGUUUUGAAAACUCUUCAGGUUGUAGUAUGCUACUUCUUUUGUAAAAUGACCCGUGAAUGUUAAUAAAUAAUGUGAGUAA